UCUCAGCUGUUAUCUGACUGCGUCUCAGCUAUAGAAAGUCAGAUGGUUUGUGCAUAUGACUAAAGAAGGUGCGGUUAUGGAUCUUUGGAGUCUUUUUCACAUUUUGCUUCUGUUGUUCACCUGUUCGUGUGCAAGUAGCGCAAAGAUCAAACCCGUUGUUGCUGAUGAGCAGUUGCUCUGGGUGGGGGGUCAAACUGAAGAAGUCCACACCUACAGGAUUCCACUUAUCACCUUCACUCCUCAAGGAAGUCUGCUGGCUUUUUCUGAGGCUCGGAAGAAGUCCGCCAAAGAUAUCGGAGCCAAGUUCAUAGCCUUAAGACGUUCCACAGAUAGAGGAAACACCUGGUCUCCCACCUCAUUCAUAGUGGAUGAUGGAAGUCUAGCAGAUGGGCUGAAUCUGGGUUCAGUUGUUGUGGAUGAGGAGACUGGUGCUGUGAUCAUCAUCUACUCUCUAUGUUUCCACCAUUAUCAAUGCAAGACCUCUUUCACAAUGUUGAUAGAAAGCCUAGAUGACGGUCUCACCUGGAGUCCUCCAAGAAGCCUUAACUCUCAACUGGGGGUCAAGAGUUUUGCUCCGGGGCCUGGUUUUGGUAUACAGAAGCGUCAUCCACCUGCUGUUGGGCGUUUGGUGGUGUGCGGACAUGGAAGCAUCGCUGGAGAUGGAGUGUUCUGUCUUCUAAGUGAUGAUCAUGGACAAACAUGGAGAUAUGGAGCUGAACUCAAAAGUAUUCCCUACACCCAGCCCAAAAAUAACCUUGAUUUUGAACCGGAUGAGUGUCAGCCGGUGGAGCUGGAAGAUGGUAGCAUAGUGGUCAAUAUACGCAACAACAUGAACUAUCACUGCCGGUGUCGCAUGGUUGCACACAGUCUGGAUGGAGGAGAGUCUCUGCCGGUGGAGCAGCUGGUGUUUGAUACUACAUUGGUGGAUCCUGCGGUUGCGGCAGGAGCCUUACAGAAAGAUGGAGUGCUGUACUUCACCAAUCCUGCCAGUGCUCAAAGCAGAGUGAACCUCACCCUUCGUUGGUCUCUAAAUCGUGGUAAAUCGUGGGUGAAAGACACUUUAAAAAUUUGGCCCGGGCCUAGUGGAUACUCCUGUAUGACAUCACUCAAAGGCAAUGGAACUGAGGAUCAAAAAUACAUCUACGUUGUCUUUGAGAAAGGUCUCAAAGAAUCUAUAGAGUCUAUCUCCUUUGUGAAAGUUAACCUGUACAGUGACCAAUAAAGAGACUGAUAUGCUGAUUCAUGUGCAUCAUGUAAAGAAAUCAAAAGAGAAAAAAGUUCAAUAAAUGAUGACAGAUGACAGAAAAGCAAGUUUCAGCAACUUCCAACCUGUCUUCUAAAGAUAUUGGAUCAAACAAUUUCGGAUCGCAUAGAGGUGCCUGUUUGUGCACUUCUUUUAUUGCCUCAACUGACAUAGCUUAUAAGGGGCCCGUUUCAGAAAGGAGGUUUAGUGAAAACUCUGAGUAUAUCAACCCUGAAAUGAGGGAAACUCUGGGUUUUCUGUUUCAGAAUGUGAGGUUUGUCAAACCCGAGAAAGCGGGGUAACUCAAGCCCGUUUCUAAAGGAGAGGUAACUUAUACUCAGAGUCAGUAACCAUAGUAACUUACUCUGUGAACCUAACCUGGUCGGGAGCAGGUUUUCUUUGGUAAACCCAGAGUUUAUUUCGAUCUCCUCCCCCUUUUAAAGCGCAAGUGGUGUAACUCAUUAAUGAAUGACAUUAAUACAGUCAUUCAUGGCACACAUUUUGAUCACACAGAGACCAUCUCAGUGAUUAAUAUGUCAUAUGUGCUUUUAUAGAGGAUUCAUGAAGAGGCUGCAUUAAUUCAUUGGGAUGUUCUUUGAUUUCAGCAGAGCAAUUUAGGACCAGAGUGGAAUUUUGUUAUUUCCCUGCAUUUUUCUUUACAGUGAUUUAGAUAUAUCAAAAUAUGUCUCAUCCGUCCUUACAUCAAUAACAUCAGCCACCGUACGUGUAUUACAUCAGAGCAUAAUAUUCUAUGGACGAUGAGAAAUUACUUUAAAAAAGUGUAUAAAUAAAUUGCAUAAAUAAAGAAAUUAAUAAAUACAGACAUACACGCAGAGAUAAUAAACAUUUAAUUUUGACAUGUAAUCAUUUUAACUGAAAUCUGCUCAGAGCAGGGUUCGAACCGGCGAUCAGUCUAACAUUGCACGAGUGUCUGACGCCCUACAGGUGUCCUAUACACCAUGACGUCUUCUUUGCAUAACUAGAGCACUCAUGGAGAGUGAGAACAGACGAUUUUUUUAAAUAUUUCUUUUGUUUCAUUCAUUUAAUGAUUCAUUUAUUUGUUUAUUGCUACAUUUAUCUAUUUAUUAAUUUAAACAAGUCAUUUUCAGCACAUCAGUAAAUCCACUGUAUGCAGAGCAGAAAGUGUGCCUCACUCUCAAGUGCUUUCUGCUCCCAUGUUCCUAUUUUUGGUGCCGUUCCCAUGGUGAAUCGUAAUAUCGGAGCUCCAUUGAUGAUGGCUUUUUAUAGUCGUGGUGCACGCGCUUACCCCAGGAUACUCAGAGUAAAUUGAACUAACUCAAAUCAGCUGUUCUGAAACCAAAAACUCAAAGUUUCUCAUUUCUAAGUAAACCAAGUCUGAGUUCAAGGUUUAACCUAGAGUUGGUUGAACCUCCUUAUUGAAACGGGCCCAAGGUUAUAAAGUUUACGAGUUAUAAAGUUACAAGUUAAGUCAGCACAGUUUUAACAACAACUGUAUUGUUCUGAAGGCUGCAUAAAAUGUUUUAGAAGUUAUGAACACAAUAAAGCUGCUGUUUAAUACAUCAAAAAAUACAAUUAUUCAAAUA
This is a messenger RNA of Triplophysa rosa, 2808 nucleotides long. Its product is annotated as sialidase-1-like. Gene Ontology annotation, biological process: ganglioside catabolic process; oligosaccharide catabolic process. NCBI's taxonomy places the organism in Eukaryota, Metazoa, Chordata, Actinopteri, Cypriniformes, Nemacheilidae. The record is from RefSeq and is a predicted model, not a curated record. Gene Ontology annotation, molecular function: exo-alpha-sialidase activity. The coding region runs from base 56 to 1222 and encodes 388 amino acids. Gene Ontology annotation, cellular component: membrane; lysosome; cytoplasm. The transcript has 6 exons.